AUGUCCUGUUGGGUAGUGUUGGUGUUCAUUCUGAGUAUAGCAUCGCUCAUCAUCUACUUCAUCGACGCGUCCAGUGAGGAGGUUGAGCGAUGUCAGAAAUGGAGUGACAAUAUUACUCAGCAGAUCGACCUUGCCUUUAACAUAUUUUUUAUGGUCUACUUUUUUAUACGAUUUAUAGCAGCUAGUGACAAACUAUGGUUCAUGCUCGAGAUGUAUUCAUUUGUAGAUUAUUUCACGAUACCCCCAUCCUUUGUAUCAAUAUACCUGGAUAGAACGUGGAUAGGGCUAAGGUUUCUCCGAGCUCUACGCUUAAUGACCGUGCCUGAUAUUUUGCAGUACCUCAAUAUAUUAAAGACAUCGAGCUCAAUUCGUUUGGCGCAAUUAGUAUCUAUCUUUAUAUCGGUGUGGCUCACAGCAGCCGGCAUUAUUCAUUUAUUGGAAAAUUCUGGUGAUCCACUGGAGUUUGACAAUGCGCAAUCAUUGUCGUAUUGGACUUGCGUGUACUUUCUUAUAGUCACCAUGUCCACUGUAGGUUACGGUGAUGUGUUCUGUCACACUGUUCUAGGCAGAACAUUUUUGGUUUUUUUUCUCCUCGUCGGCUUGGCAAUGUUCGCUAGUAGCAUUCCCGAAAUUAUAGAGCUGGUAGGGAGUAGGUCCAAGUACAGUGGCGAGCUGAAGCGUGAACAUGGAAAAAGUGCCGUCAGAUGUAUUGUGUUAUCUACUCGCGCACACCCGGCGGCCCCGCGGGCGGCGGCGGGCGGCGUCGCGCCCCGCGCCACGCGUCCCGCCGUGUGGCGCCGGGGCGGGCCUCGCCCGGCGGCCGUCCGGGACGGUCGGCUCGUGUGCGCGGACUACCAUGCGUCUAUAUCCAUUAUUAGUCUAGUCACCGGCGAACUCCCUAGCGUAGCUCGGCACGGCACCCAAGUCCCGCACGUCCACACCACGCCACAGCCACACGCAGACAGACGACACUCAAGCCACACAGCCUUGUGCGAGCGCGAGGGUUCACGGCCGCGGGCCGGGGCGGGCCGGGGGGGCGGGCGCGCGGGGGGGCCAUCGCUCACCUCACGGUGUUUGCUGUGUAUCGUAGGCUGUGUUCGCCAGCUGGAUCCCCGAGAUAACCGAGCUGGCGGCGCAGCGGAACAAAUACGGCGGCCGGUACAACAAGGACGUCCGCCGCAGGCGAUAUUUGCCAGUUGUAUCCCAGAGAUAAUUGACUUAAUCGGCACUAGACCCAAGUAUGGCGGCACCCUCAAGAAUGAGCGGGGACGCAGGCAUAUAGUCGUAUGUGGACAUAUAACGUACGAAUCAGUGAGCCAUUUCUUAAAAGACUUCCUACACGAAGAUCGGGAAGAUGUGGACGUUGAGGUUGUUUUUUUACACAGGAAACCGCCCGACCUGGAGCUCGAAGGCCUGUUCAAGAGACACUUUACAACUGUGGAAUUCUUUCAAGGCACCAUUAUGAAUCCAAUCGACCUACAAAGGGUAAAAGUACACGAAGCAGACGCGUGUUUGGUACUAGCCAACAAGUAUUGCCAAGAUCCAGAUGCGGAAGAUGCUGCGAACAUCAUGAGAGUCAUCUCUAUUAAGAACUACUCCGACGACAUUAGAGUUAUUAUACAGCUAAUGCAGUAUCACAACAAGGCCUACCUCCUGAACAUACCAUCGUGGGAUUGGAAGCAAGGCGACGACGUGAUUUGCUUAGCAGAACUGAAGUUGGGUUUUAUCGCGCAAAGCUGUCUCGCCCCAGGGUUCUCCACAAUGAUGGCCAAUUUGUUUGCUAUGAGAAGUUUCAAAACGUCCCCCGACACGCAAGCUUGGCAGAACGAUUACCUGCAGGGUACCGGUUGUGAAAUGUACACGGAAACUCUGUCCACAUCCUUCACUGGAAUGAGCUUUCCACAAGCGAGCGAGUUAUGUUUUACGAAGUUAAAGCUCCUGUUACUGGCGAUCGAGAUCAAAGGUGAAGAGGGUACCGACAGCAAGAUCUCCAUAAACCCGCGUAACGUGAAGAUCCACGCCAACACUCAGGGAUUUUUCAUUGCUCAAUCUGCUGAUGAGGUUAAAAGGGCUUGGUUCUAUUGCAAAGCGUGCCACGAAGACAUCAAAGAUGAGACUCUCAUCAAGAAAUGCAAAUGCAAAAAUUUGACCGCGCACCAGCGGAAGGUCGGAGCCGAUAUAGAUGACCACCAUCCUCCCCCCACGUUCACGCCGCCAGAGUUGCCCAAGAAGGUCCAUGUUCGAGGUGAAAUCGCUAGAGAGAGAGGUGAAGAUAUUAGUUUAAUAAAUCGCAAUCACCGAAGUGCGCCGACCGCGCUACUGUCUCCUAUGGCGAACCAGCUCAUGAACACCACGAGGCAAGUCAACAAGGUCAAACCCAACGUUAACAGGGCACCGCCCGACACGAAUACGCAAGACCAAGAUACGAAUUACCAAGCCUACCAUCUAGCCUACGAAGUGAAAAAACUCAUGCCAACGAGUAGGAGUAGUGGUGGCAAUCAAAACAGCAAUGGCGUCAGUUUGCCAGCCGGCCUGGCUGACGACCAGUCGAAAGACUUCGACUUCGAAAAGACUGAAAUGAAAUAUGACUCCACGGGGAUGUUCCAUUGGAGUCCAGCGAGAAAUCUAGAAGAUUGUAUAUUAGACAGAAACCAAGCGGCCAUGACGGUGCUGAACGGUCACGUCGUCGUGUGUCUAUUCGCGGACCCGGACUCUCCACUAAUAGGUCUCAGGAACUUAGUGAUGCCGCUCAGAGCCUCCAACUUUCACUACCACGAGCUGAAACACGUAGUUAUUGUUGGUAGCGUCGAUUAUAUUAGAAGGGAAUGGAAAAUGUUACAAAAUCUACCUAAGAUCUCCGUAUUGAAUGGUUCACCGCUAAGCCGGGCCGACUUGCGUGCAGUGAACGUGAACCUAUGCGACAUGUGCUGUAUACUGUCAGCGAAGGUGCCAUCCAACGAUGACCCGACGCUGGCCGACAAGGAAGCUAUAUUGGCUUCGUUGAACAUCAAGGCGAUGACGUUCGACGACACCAUCGGAGUGCUCAGCGGCAACCACGCGGCGCCCGUCGGGCCCGCGCCCGUGCUGCUGCAGCGCCGCGGCUCCGUGUACGGGGCCAAUGUGCCCAUGAUCACUGAGCUAGUGAACGACAGCAACGUGCAGUUCCUGGACCAGGACGACGACGACGACCCGGACACGGAGCUGUACCUCACGCAGCCCUUCGCCUGCGGGACCGCCUUCGCCGUCAGCGUGCUGGACUCCCUCAUGUCCACUACAUAUUUCAACCAGAACGCCCUCACACUAAUCCGGUCGUUGAUAACGGGCGGCGCGACGCCCGAGCUCGAGUUGAUACUGGCAGAGGGCGCGGGCCUGCGCGGGGGAUACUCCACGCCAGAGAGCUUGGCUAAUAGAGACCGCUGCCGUGUAGGUCAGAUCUCCCUAUACGAGGGGCCUCUAGCGCAGUUCGGCGAGGCCGGCAAGUAUGGAGACCUGUUCGUGGCGGCGCUACGUACAUACGGAAUGCUCUGCAUCGGUCUCUACCGCUUCCGAGAUACUUCCUCCAGCUGUGAUGCUAGUAGCAAACGAUAUGUUAUCACCAAUCCGCCUGAUGACUUCUGUUUGCUGCCUACUGAUCAGGUGUUCGUGCUAAUGCAGUUCGACCCCGGCGUGGAGUACCGCUCGAGCCGACGAGCUGCGGGCAAAGACGACGCGUCC
Brenthis ino (lesser marbled fritillary) is the source of this 3714-nucleotide messenger RNA. The record is from the annotation of a GenBank genome assembly. NCBI's taxonomy places the organism in Eukaryota, Metazoa, Arthropoda, Insecta, Lepidoptera, Nymphalidae.